AUUCCACCACCUGCAGUGCCAGUGUGCAGCACACAGUGGUAAGCAUAUCUAGGCUCGCUCCUGUUGCAUGGCGCUGCAAUUCAUGACACUAGGUGCUUAAGUUCGCAAGUGACUCAGAUGGCCUCUCGCCGGAGGGUUGAGGAGAGCGUGUGGGUGGCGGACGUGGACGCGGCGCUGAGCGGCCAUGACCCGUCGACGGAGUCGUCUCAGUGGCAGUGGCACUGCAUCUACCGCGUGCCAGCGUGCAUCAAGCACCUGAAUCUCAAGGCCUACCAGCCGCAGGUGGUGUCCCUGGGCCCUUUCCACCACGGCGAGCCGCACCUGCUGCCCAUGGACGUGCACAAGCGCCGGUCGCUCCUCCACUUGCUCCGGCGCGCGCGCAAGCCACUGUCGGAGUUCGUGGUGGCCGUGGCCGGCGUGGCGGAGCAGCUGGAGGGCGCGUACCAGGGCCUCGCCGACGACUGGCGCGGCGCCCUCGGCUGCGAGGAGGAGAGGAGGGAGAGGUUCCUCGAGAUGAUGGUCACCGACGGGUGCUUCCUGCUGGAGGUGAUGAGGACGGCGUCCGGUUUCGAGGUGAACGACUACGCGCCCAACGACCCCGUCUUCAGCAACCACGGCCUGCUCUACACCGUGCCCUACAUCCGCCGCGACAUGAUCAUGAUCGAGAACCAGCUGCCGCUCCUCGUCCUCCACAAGCUCCUCGCCGUCGAGACCGGCAAAGAUGAGCAGAACGAGGAGUUGAUCAACCGGAUGGUGCAGAGGUUUCUAACCCCGGCUGCUUGGCCUCCGGCGACCGGCGUCGGACUGGCGCUCCACCCGCUGGACAUCCUCCGCCGGAGCCUGCUCUACGGCCCCACGCAGACGGCUCCCCCCGCGCCUCCGGAUUACGCGGUCCCGGACGACAUCAUCCGGUCCGCCGAGGAGCUCUACGAGGCGGGCGUUCGGUUCAAGCGGAGCCGGACGAGCAGCCUCCUGGACAUCAGCUUCCACCGCGGCGUGCUCCGCCUGCCGGCCAUCGUGGUGGACGACACCACGGAGUACAUGCUCCUGAACCUGAUGGCGUUCGAGCGGCUGCACGCCGGCGCCGGUAACGAGGUGACCGCCUACGUCUUCUUCAUGGACAACAUGAUCGACACGGCGGCGGACGUGGCGCUGCUGACCUGCAGGAGGAUCGUCCACAACACGGUGGGCAGCGACAAGGCGGUGGCGAAGCUCUUCAGCGGGAUGUCGAGGGACGUGGUGCUGGAGCCGCAGAGCGCGCUGGACGACGUGCACCGCCAGGUGAACGCCUACUGCCGGAAGAGGUGGAACCGCUGGCGCGCCAACCUGGUGCACACCUACUUCAAGAGCCCCUGGUCGUUCCUCUCCCUCGCCGCCGCUGUCUUCCUCCUCGGCAUGACCAUCAUGCAGACCGUCUACACCGUGCUACAGUUCUACCAGGAUGCCACCACCAGCUAGCUUAUAUCUAAGCUAUAAGUUCCACUUCUACCUUGUUCGAUUUACUCCUGAUAUUUGAGUGAAGCGUGUUUGAUCACGGUGUGGCUUUUAUCGAUAAUGUUUUAGUUGCAUCAGUUCAUGACUGUGAUGACAUUACUCAUAUGAUGUUGUCGUAGAAAAAUGAGAAUAAUAUUUUGAUCCGUGUUCAACUUACCGGGUAGCUCUUAUCCUCA
Triticum aestivum (bread wheat) is the source of this 1670-nucleotide messenger RNA. RefSeq names its product UPF0481 protein At3g47200. The coding region runs from base 118 to 1458 and encodes 446 amino acids. The record is from RefSeq and is a predicted model, not a curated record. NCBI's taxonomy places the organism in Eukaryota, Viridiplantae, Streptophyta, Magnoliopsida, Poales, Poaceae. The transcript is spliced from 2 exons.